Messenger RNA from Varanus komodoensis (Komodo dragon), 2348 nucleotides. RefSeq names its product hyaluronan mediated motility receptor (gene HMMR). The transcript is spliced from 18 exons. Gene Ontology annotation, molecular function: hyaluronic acid binding. Lineage: Eukaryota; Metazoa; Chordata; Lepidosauria; Squamata; Varanidae. Bases 31 to 2229 code for a protein of 732 amino acids. Gene Ontology annotation, cellular component: membrane. The record is from RefSeq and is a predicted model, not a curated record.
AUUUGUCCCGUUCGUGCGGGGCAGCGAGUCAUGUCGUUCCCGAAGGCGCCGCUCAAGCGCUUCAAUGAGGCACUGACUUGUGCCCCCCCACCAGGCUCUUAUGAUAUCCCACCUUCAGACCCUUCAAAAGGACAUGUGUCCUUUGACAAGUCUCAGCGGUUCAGCAUGCAGACAGGAGAUGCAGGAGGUCAGCAGAAUCCAAACAGCACGAAGCCACCUUCCCCACCAACUGGAAGAAAAUUCCAGUCUCUCGGCCCAAGGUCAAACAGUUUUGGAACGAAGUCUAAAGAAGAUCAGGCUAUCGUAAAAGGCUUGAGAAAACAAAAGGAGUUAGAAAAAGAGAUUCGGGUACUAAUUGGAGAACGAGGUCAGCAGGAUAAAAAGUUGCAAAGUCUUGAGAAAGAUCUGGCAAAAUCUGAAUCAAAACUGUCCGCUGUCAUUCGUGAGAAAACCUCUCUUUUGGCAAAUGUUGCUUCCCUGGAAAAGCAGCUUCUGGAGUUGAGUAAGACCAAUGAAUUGCUCAAAACAAAGUGUUUUGAAGAUGGCCCACAGAUGAUGAGCAGUCUAUAUGCGGAGUUAAUGAAACUCAGGAAACAGAUGAAUGCAAAGAAGGUUGCUCUUAUAAAGAAGGAAAAUAUGCACAGUAAACCAAACACAGUCCCAAGAACACUGGAUCAUUCAAAAGAGAAAGUACCACAGCUGGAAGAACAAUUAAUAGCAACUGAGGUGCACGCUGAAGAGAAAUGUGACUCAGAAAAUCUCUUGGAAUAUAUUGCAGAACUUGGCCUUGUUGCAGAACAAGUUGAAGAUAAAUACAAGCAGGAAGUUGCCCAAUUAGAGGAAAUAAUAGAAGCCAAGAAUAAAGACAUUGAAACAUUGCAAACUACUCUUCAACAGAAAGAAUCAAUGCUGUCAACACAAAUUGAAGAGCUGUGGGAGAAGUGCCAGAUGUGUAAGCAGCAAAAAGAGAAAUGUUGCAUUGAAUAUGGAGAAAAGAAACAAACUCUAAAUGCUGAAAUAAAAAGCCUGAAAGAGAAACUGAAUCUAGAAGAACAGGAACACCAAAAGCAGAAGGAAGCCUGGAAGGAGGCCUUUGCUUCUGAGCAUCAGAAGCUGCUUGAAUUCCAAGAAGAGAUGACAGAAGAAAGAGAAAUUCUGCGCAGAGAACUGAAAGAAACCAUGGAUGAGUUGGAGAGACUGCACACCAAAGAAAGCAAAGUUGAUGAACUGCUGAAGCGCUUGGAACAAGAGAAUGAAUCCCAAGCUGAGGAGCUAGCAUGGCUGGAAGAAAAACUGAAAGGGAAAAGUGCAGAGUUGGAGAAAAUGGCUGAAUUACACAGCAGUGAUAUUGUGAAGAUGCAAGGAGAGCACAGCAUUACCCAGUGUAAACUAAAAGAGACCACUGCUGAGUUUGAAACUUACAAAGUUUGUGUAGGGGAAGAAAUUGCAUGCCUCAGGCGAGAGAAGACUACCCUCCAGGACAAACUACUCGAGAUGAGCAAAACAACUGAACACAUGACUGAGGUGAUGCAAGGAGUACAGCAGGCUAAAGAAAAGGCCAAAGAAGACCGUGCAAGGAUGCUCCUGGAUGCUGAGGCAAAAAUAGCUUUAAAAAAUGAAGAAAUAAAAAGGAUCAAGGAUUCAAGUGCUGUACAGGUUGCUAAUCUUCAAGCAAAACUAGAAGAACAAAGUAAAUACUUAACCAAGCAACUUGAGAUGGAAAGGAAAACUAUUGCAGAAAAAGUAGAAUCAGAUUACAGAGAGCAGAUAGAAACUUGGCAUGCCCUAUAUGAAGAGCUGUAUAAUAAAGUAAAACCAUUUCAGAAACAACUUGAUGCUUAUGAGGCUGAAAAGAAUGCCCUUCUGAAUGAACAAGGUGUAGCCCAAGAAGAACUGAACAAAAUUAGUGAUGCAUAUGCUAAGCUGCUGGGCCAUCAGAAUCAGAAGCAGAAAAUCAAACAUGUAAUGAAGCUGAAAGAAGAGAAUACCCAGUUGAAGCAGGAGGUAUCAAGGCUGCGUGCUCAGAUAGCGAAGGAAAAAAAAGCUCGAGGAGAUCUCCAGGAGCAAAUGAAUGCGAUUCAGGGUAUCAAACGAUUUGAUCCUUCUAAAGCUUUUCAACACUCUGCCAAGGAAAAUGUUGCCCCCAAAACACCUUUUAAAGAAAGUAACAGAAACAAAAACCAAACUGGUCUCGACAGAAUGGGAAUAAACUCAGAUGUUGAAGUAUGAAGGGCUCUACUUAGAAAAUAACAGGCGUGCCCUACAGAACUGUGUGUACACCUGUAGUUUUUUAAAAUGCAAUUAUGUGGUUGUGAUUGGGAAGUUCUUUUUAAAUAACUAUUGAAACA